Molecule: messenger RNA, 1998 nt
Organism: Selaginella moellendorffii
Lineage: Eukaryota; Viridiplantae; Streptophyta; Lycopodiopsida; Selaginellales; Selaginellaceae
Product: pentatricopeptide repeat-containing protein At4g02750-like
Exons: 1
Coding region: 1-1998 (665 amino acids)
Molecular function (GO): protein binding
Source: RefSeq, a predicted model, not a curated record
AUGCCAUUGUCCGGAAAGAGAGCUAGAAUAGAUUUGCUCAGUAGCUCCCUGACAAUUCGCGAAUUAAACGAUCUUUACCAACGCGUAAAGCCCUUUCUUAGCAAUGACACUUUUCUUUGUAACCAGCUAAUAGAGAAGUACGGCAAGUGUGGCAGCGUGGAAGGGGCGAGACGAGUUUUUGAUGCCAAUGUCUGCAAAGAUUCCUUCUCUUGGGCGCUCAUGGCGGCGGCAUAUACUCGGAACGGGCAUCUCACAGAUGCGGAGCUCCUCCUGGAAAGCAUGCCUGAGAAUAAUGUAGUGGCGUGGAAUGUGAUCCUUAAAGAAUAUGCCCGAUCCGGGCAUAUGGACAAGGCAAGAGAUUUACUCCACUCUUUGCCGGUUGUUAAUGCACAUUCCUGGAACACUGUAAUUUCGGGAUAUGCAAAGCAUGGGUUCUUGCAAGAGGCAAAAGAAUUAUUUCGCAUACUUCCAGUAAAAACUCUUGUUUCUUGGUCUUCUAUGAUAAUCGCAUAUGCCUUAAGCGGGCAUCUCGAGUACUCUAAGCAAAUUUUUGUGAAUAUUCCGCAACGGGAUUUGAUUUGCUGGUCGUCCAUGCUCGAUUCAUACGCCCAAGCGGGAUAUGUUUUAGAUGCCAAGAGGAUCUUUGACGAGAUGCCCGAGUGGAACGUUUUUGCAUGGACGUCCUUACUAACUGCGUAUUCCCACACCGGGAACGUUGAGAAAUCCAAGAAAAUCUUUGAUAGCAUGGAACAGAGGAAUCUUGUGUGUUGGAAUGCCAUGUUGGCAGCAUAUUCGUUCACGGGAUACGUGAGUGAGGCAAAGCAGGUGUUUAAUUUCAUGCCAGAGCACGACCUUGUGUCGUGGAGCUCCAUACUUUGCGCAUACGUCCAGAAUGGCCUCAUUGACCAGGCCAAACAAGUCUUUGAUUCCAUGCCACAGCAGAAUCUCGUAUCUUACAGCUCUAUGCUGGCGGGAUAUGCCCAGAACGGGCAUCUUGAUCUUGCGAGAGCGAUGUUUGACGAGAUGCCACAGUGGAAUAUUUUCUCGUGGACUUGUAUGAUAGCUGCAUACGGCCAAUGCGGCGCGACGACAAAAGCAAAGGCCAUGUUUGAUAGUUUGUUGGAGAAGAACCACGUCUGCUAUACGUCAAUGAUAACGGCAUAUUCUCAAUCCGGGCAUCUUGAAGCUGCAAGGCAUCUGUUUGAUGCGAUGCCAUGUCACGAUGCGGUGGCGUGGUCUGGGCUUAUAGCUGGGUAUGCUCAACAUGGAUAUACCGAAGAAGCUAAGAAUCUUCUUUCCAUGCUUCCUGUUCCAUGCUCUGCUGCCGAGAAUGCUGUACUUGUGGGAUACACCACGUACGGCUACUGGUAUGAAGUCAAAAGAAUGUUCGAUUCGAUCUUAGUGAAGGAUAUUUUCUCUUGGAGCAUCAUGUUGGCCGCAUUUGCAAAGAAUAGCUGCAUCCAUGAAGCAAGAAAAUUGCUAGAUACCAUGCCAGACGCAAACCUUGUAUCAAGGAACUCGAUGCUCGCAGCAUAUGCCCAAAAUGGGCACGCGCUUGAAGCCAGAGAAGUGUUUGAUGAAAUCAAGACAGUGUUUAUGCCCGACGAAGCCAGUUUCACGUCACUGCUAGUCGCCUACAUUCACAAGGGAGACGUGGCCAAUGGGAGGCCGUGCUUUCUAUCAAUGACUGUGGAUUACUCCGUACAAGCUACCAAGCAACUGUACGGCUGCAUGCUGGGCUUGCUGGGACGGGCAAGAUACCUGGACAGCGCACGGGACCUCCUCGUGAAUAUGCCUUUUGUUCCAGACGCGGUGGAUUGGACGAGCUUCCUCUCGGCUUGUAAGAGCCACAACGAUAUAGAGAACGGGGCCUUUGGCACGAGGCAUAUUCUCGGCUUGCAUGGAAGAGAUUCGGCCGCGUUUGUAUUGCUCGCAACGAGCUGUGAAGAAAAUGCGUUGAUAGGAAGUAAGCUUGGUUCUAAGGAAUCGAACUCGUGA